UGAAAUCAGACAGAAUAUCAAUCAUUAUAUCGCUUCCCAAGAUACACGGUUGCAUGCUCUUCAGGAAUUGUACAACUUCAUCCAAAACUUGCUAUACGUCGAACCAGAACAGGGUUAUAAUACAACUCAUUCUGUAUGCAGAUUCUGUAUUGAAGUUCUAUCAAUGGAAUUGAUAAAUGGAGCGCAUCCAGAACAAUAGAAUUAUAUGCAGCGUUUAUAUCAGACCUAGGAAUAUAUCGCAAUUGGCUUUAGAUGAUGCAUCCAUAUGAUGAUAAUACUACUGGUAGAGAAUACUUGUACUGGUAACUAGCUACGUGAUAGGCCACGCACAUCUAGACGCAAAAUGUCGACAUACGAACUAAUGCGUAAAAUAUCAACUGCGUGGAUUUCAAUGCGGAGACGAAAGAAACAGUUUAACAUCCCAGAGUCAUAUGGCCAUACACCCUCUUCCACUAUAGUUGCAACUAGUAGGAGUCUUGGAGGUGUUCUAGCGAUUGGUAUCUAUGUGAUCGUGGCAGAGUCAGCCAAGGAGUUUGGGCCACCAGUGGUGAUAUCCUUGCUUCUCGCCGGAGUCACUGCUCUCUUAUCAGGUCUGUGUCAAUUAGAACUUGUUGCCAGGAUUCCACUGAACAAGCGUUACGGAAGGUCACUUUACUCCGUGCUCUACCAAGGUUGGGGCGAAUGGGUUGCCUUCACCAUAGGAUGGAUUCUCAUACUCCAGGAACUUUCCAUAAUAGCUGCAGUUAUGCGAACUAUUUCACAGACGUUUGAUUUCCUGCUUGGAAACCCCAUCAAUACGUUCCUUGUUAACAACACUUUGAUCAUGCCUGGGCUUGAUAAUAGAAUAGACAUCUUGUCACCCAUCUUAGGGAUUGUUUGCUUGGGAAUAUUGAUCGUGAACUUAACGCUAACGGACACACAGAGCGUCGGAGCCUGCAUCGUACACGUAUUGACGAUUAGUUUUAUAUUGAUCGUUGGGCUCUUCCAUAUCCAAUUCACUAAUUGGGCCACUGGCGGAGGUUUCUUCAAAGAAGGAAUGCGCGGGGUGUUGUCUGGGGCAGGUUGGUCCAUGUUCGCCUUCGCUGGAAGUAGUAUUGAACAACAUGGUGUUGACAGUCAAUCGAGUGUAACUGUGAUAUUUGGGAUAACCGUCAUGUCAUCAUUAAUUAUCUACUUUGCAACAGGUGCCACGAUAACGCUAUUAGUUAAAGUAUCUCAGCUCUCAAGUGAUGCUAUUCUAGCUGAAGCAUUUUAUUCAGAUGGUGCCAAUUGGAUGAAAGUACUUAUCUGUGUAGUCGAAAUGAUUCUGUUAACAUUAACCCUUCUAACAAUUGUCCAGAGGCUCCCAAAACUGUUGAUGGAGAUGAGGGAAGACGGAAUGCUGUUUGCAUGUUGCACGGGUGCCGUUAACCAGAAUUCACAAAAUCCGCUUGGGUUAUUUUUAGUUAUGACAGCAUCAGUAUCUUUGAUGGCUCUGAUAUUUAGCAUCGUUGAUCUAACGGUGGUGUUAUCUUUGACCACGUUGUUGAGUUAUGUUAUAUCCAUAAUUGUUGUACUAUUAACCCGAUAUAUGCCAUGUAUGAACCUUGAAACACCACGGAGAUCCUCUCCUAGAAGAACAGCAAUAAACACGUCAUUGCGAAAAUGUUUGGGAUCGCUCACUUCAGAUAUCAAUAAUCUAAAAAAUGAAGGAUAUUCGAAUGGAUUUAAUGAUCGAACAAAUGCUAAUGCUGGGAAGAGAGACGGUGCAUCUUUGGAUGAUGCUGCUGACAAUGCUAACAAGCAGGCGAUGGACAACUCAUCAACUAAUACGAUACGAGAGUUCGAGCCUGGUGGAACCAACAAUAAUGACUCGUUCCUCGGGGAAGAUGAAUGUCUUCCUAAUAGCUACCAAAAUGAUCCCCAAAGAGACAAUGACAGCGGAAGUGACACAGACAUAGAUCAAGUAGUUGAUGAAUACCAAUGCCAAGUCAGACUCGCUAGCAUAUGGAGAGCAAGGGAUGCUUACGGUCCAAAUCUCCCAACAUCAAAGUCAUACGCUAUAGCAGUAUGUUCUACUGUGAUAUUCAUCCUAUGUUCAAUCAUCUCCAGUUGUCUUUUGAUAUAUGGACUCGGGAAAAUACGAGAUGGAAACACGGCUACUAUUUUUGGCUUUGUGAUAAGCAGUAUUGGUGUACUUGGAUCAGGAAUUAUGAUUGGAAGACAACCCCAGGACUAUGCAACAUUAAGCCUGUCUUCCCACCAAAUGCCUUUCUGUCCAUUGGUGCCCUUAGUCGCUUUAGUUUUAAAUAUUUCGAUGGCUGUGUCAUGCAGUUCGAUGGCAUGGAUCUGGCUGCUGGCCUGGAUGAGCAUCGGAAUGGCGGUUUACUUUUGUUAUGGGAUAAAACAUGGCAACGAGGCCCAGGUUUUAUCGAAUGCCCCUGAUGAAGAACAAGUUUUACUGACACCCUCGGAUAGACUCGAAUCCGGCCAUCGAUCUUCUGAUGAUUAGUUGGACAUCGGCUUUCUGUUAUUAAUAUUAUGGUGCAAAUUUUCACCCAGCCCUAGCAAUUAGCAUAGCAUGCCUACAGCUAUGAACAUUGGCAAUUUGAGCUUUUUCGAGUGAAUACAUAAACAGGCACCAUCCUCUCCCAACCGAGUUUCUAUAAAAUGUGCUUUUUAAUUUCUCACUCAAGAAAAGAGGGCACGUCUGGACCUUGUUAUAUUUUAUUUUUAACUCUUUUAAGACUAAAUGUAAUUUAAAUGCUUGUUUAUUUUUCAUGGAAUACAUGUAGUAUUGAAUAAAUUGCUGCAUAGAAUGCUUAUUUUUAAUCAAAUCGUAAAAGUACAUUUGUUAAUUGCUGAGAAUCUUGAGUACGAACAAGUAAUAAAGUUCUAAAGCAUACCGUGUUAAUUAAUUAGAUCGACGAUAUGACAGCCUUGUAGGACAUGUGCACGUAGGAUAUUUACAUCAUUUUAUCUAUAACUUAAAA
Molecule: messenger RNA, 2972 nt
Organism: Owenia fusiformis
Lineage: Eukaryota; Metazoa; Annelida; Polychaeta; Sabellida; Oweniidae
Source: the annotation of a GenBank genome assembly